Meloidogyne enterolobii is the source of this 734-nucleotide messenger RNA. Lineage: Eukaryota; Metazoa; Nematoda; Chromadorea; Rhabditida; Meloidogynidae. The record is from the annotation of a GenBank genome assembly.
UUUGUUGUUUUGAACGUAGACGAUGUUGGUGCUUUUAGAGUUGAGACGAUUGUUUUGAAGAAUUUUGGCUUUUAUAGUAGCUUCAGACCUUUUAAUCUAAAAUUAACAAAAUUUAUUCUUUCCUUCAUCCAAUCCUUUUUAAAUUCUUUAACUAUAUCAACCACAAUACAGCUUCUGGAUUUCACCAUAAGAAAUCCGUUUUAAGCCAAAUUACUUUACUUUUAACUCACAGAUUUAAUUAUUCUCUCAAAAUUAACUAAAUGGAAAAUGAAGAGAAUGAAAAUAAUAAAAAGGAGGAGGAAGACCUUGAAAAAACAAUAAAACAACAAGAUAUAAAUCAGCAGAAAAAAUUUUUUACUGCUUGCGAGGAUGAAAUAAAAGAAUUUGGAGGAGAAUCAAAAUUUGUAAACGAAUCUGUAGAAGACCAGGGGACAAAUAAUAUAAAAAAUCAGCAACAAAAAUUCCCUUUAGAAGAUGACAUUUCUUCAUUUUCAUCAGCCUCAACUUUAUUUACCUCAAAUAAUAAUUUCUCUUCUUCUUCUCUACAAAAUUCUUUUAAAAUAAAAAGAAAAGCAAUUGUAGAAAGACAAUUUUCAAGAAAAUCUGUUACUUUUAGAAAAGAUUCUUUUAUUCAAAAAUUAGACAAAAAUAUUCAAAGAGAGGAAGAUUUAAAUAAAAAUAAGAAUUCAAUGCAGGCAAGUUUUCUUUUUAAGAAAAAAAUUUUUUUAGUAUAA